Messenger RNA from Trypanosoma brucei brucei TREU927, 423 nucleotides. RefSeq lists its product as hypothetical. The record is from RefSeq and is a predicted model, not a curated record. The coding region runs from base 1 to 423 and encodes 140 amino acids. The transcript has a single exon. Lineage: Eukaryota; Euglenozoa; Kinetoplastea; Trypanosomatida; Trypanosomatidae.
AUGAACGUCACAGAGAAUCCCGUUUGGGCGUUCCUUUUUUUUCCCCCCCCCUCUCCUAACCUUUCCCUCAUUAAUCUCUACCUUUCUAUCUUUCUUUCAUAUGUGCACGAAGGGAUUAUUGCGGUUUCCGCCUACGCCAAUCACAGGGCGACGGCGUAUGCAUUCCCUCCCUUCCUCCCGCGAUCAAAUGUUCCCUCUAUCUUCAGACUUUCUCCUCUCAAGAUAAACGCCUUGUUUCCCCCCCCCCUUUUUUUUAAAAAAAAAGAAAACUCCCGUUUCUUCUCUCCCUCUUUUCGCACUGAUGCUCAUUUUCCCGCAUGCCGCGCCAACUCCGAGGGAUCAUUUUCCUUUUCUUUCUGUUUUUAUACUUUCUCCUCUCAUCUCCUUCCCCUCCCCCUUACCGUCACAACAUUCCCAAAUUAA